UCUUCAAAUAUUACAGCACUCACAAACAAGCUGGUCAGUUGAGGGAAAGAAGUUAUCAGGUUCAUAAAGCAUUACAAAGGAAAGGCCUUUUGACAGUGAAAGAUACUUCCAGAAUUUGCAAAUCCAGAUUUGUGUUUUGACAAACCUUUGAGCAUCAUGACUGGAACAGCAGUGCUACUGAUGAGCGUUUUCCUCCUUCUCUCUGCUGGUGCAGAGGACAAAUCAAGACUCUACCGAAGGCCUGCAUGUGGAGGUUUGAGUGUCAAUCAAGCAUGUCCUCUUAAUUACUCUCCUGUGUGUGGAAAUGAUGGCAUCUCAUACGUCAAUGAAUGUGCCCUGUGUGUACAGAGAAUGCACACUAAUGCUGACAUCUUGAUUGUGAAAGAAGGGCGCUGCUGAGGUGGAGAAAUCCCUUACAUCAUCACUUCUCCUUUUCUUAUCUAUGUUCGUUAGAAGUGUUAUUUGCUAUGCACAUCUAGACCUGUUUUGCACUUAGGAUGUCAUCAGUAUACCUAUACAGAUGUGUGCAUGUUUUAAGUACUUAGCUGAAUAAUGAUGUGUGUCAGUUUUAUAAUAUUUGAGUGAUCUAAUCAUUUACAGCUAUUGCAUUUACUGAUUGCUCCCUUCAAUUUAUUUCUCAUUUAAUCAGUUUGGAUUACAUCGAUGCUGUGCUGUCUUGCUGAGAUAUAUUUAAGCUAUUAUUAUUAGCCUAUUAUUAUUAUUCUGUAGGAGCUUCUCAGAGUGCAAUAUGUCAAGAGUGAGUGUUUUUGAGAUACAUCUCAUUUUUCUAUAUAUGGUAACAAGAUCGUUUAUACUUUUAUUUUAAGAUUUUGCUAAUAAAAUGAACCUACUGAGCUUCA
Myxocyprinus asiaticus (Chinese sucker) is the source of this 860-nucleotide messenger RNA. RefSeq names its product probable pancreatic secretory proteinase inhibitor. The record is from RefSeq and is a predicted model, not a curated record. Gene Ontology annotation, molecular function: protein binding. The transcript has 4 exons. The coding region runs from base 157 to 399 and encodes 80 amino acids. NCBI's taxonomy places the organism in Eukaryota, Metazoa, Chordata, Actinopteri, Cypriniformes, Catostomidae.